AUGCGCUUCCCCACGAGCGUGCGCUGGCACCGCGACCUCGCGUACAACACGACGUGGAGCCUCCUCGCCGCCGUCGAGCGGUGGAACCUGCGCGCGGACGCGGACGCAGACGCAGACGCAGGGGCGAGGACGGGGACGGGGAUGGGGACGGGCGCGGGCGAGCGCAUCGAGACGGUCGCGGUGACGGGGCUCGCGACGGGCGUCGGGGGCGUCGACAAGGACGUCUGCGCGCGCCAGAUGGUCCUCGCGCUCGCGCACUUUCUCGACGUCCGCAGCGCAGACGGCCGGCGGCGGUGGGCGCAGGACGGCUUUCCCCGCUGGGACGACGUCCUGCCCAUCGCUCGCUCCGUCGAGACGCGUCCGGAGGACGGCAGUCCCGAGCGCGGGGACGGAGCGUAG
This is a messenger RNA of Fibroporia radiculosa, 399 nucleotides long. RefSeq lists its product as uncharacterized. The transcript has a single exon. The record is from RefSeq and is a predicted model, not a curated record. NCBI's taxonomy places the organism in Eukaryota, Fungi, Basidiomycota, Agaricomycetes, Polyporales, Fibroporiaceae. The coding region runs from base 1 to 399 and encodes 132 amino acids.